AUGGAUUUAAAUGUUGAUGCUAUUAUAUCGAAUAUUAGAAAUGGAAAGCUUAUUCAAGAACAUGAAGCUAUAGCAUUACUUACCAAACUCCAAGAAAUCUUAUUUACAGAGGCAAAUAUCUUAGAAUUGACAUCUCCUAUUACAAUUUGCGGUGAUAUUCACGGACAGUUGUACGAUUUAUUCCAGUUGUUCGAAACUACAACUCCUAAAGGUGUUAGUUCAACAAAAUGGCUUUUUAUGGGCGAUUAUGUUGAUCGAGGUAGAUUUUCAAUGGAAACAUUUGCUUAUUUAGCAGCACAUAAGAUAAAAUAUCCAAAACAAUUCUUUUUACUCCGUGGAAACCACGAAUGCCGUCAAGUUAAUCAAAAAUACGGAUUUUACGAAGAAACAUUAUCAAAUUUUGGCCAUAGUGGCAUUUGGUCACUAUGCAAUGAAGCUUUCGAUCUACUUCCUGUUGCUGCCGUCAUAGAUAACAAAAUUUUUAGUGUUCAUGGCGGUUUGUCUCCUAGUGUCAUCAUGUAUCAAAGUGCAUAUUUGAUGGAUCGUCAAGAUGAACUUCCUUCCAGCGGUGCUCUUUGCGAUUUACUUUGGAGUGAUCCAGAUACAGAUAUAAACAGUUGGAAAGAGAGUCCCAGAGGUGCAGGAUAUCUAUUUGGCGAAAGACAAGUCGAAGAGUUCUGUCAUAAUAAUAAAAUAGACUUAAUUACAAGAUCUCACCAACUGGCAGCGAAUGGUUAUCAAUGGUACUUUGACGAUAAGCUAAUAACUGUCUGGUCAGCGCCCAACUAUAUGUAUAGGUCAGGAAAUAAAGCUACGGUUCUUAGAUAUGAACCUGGACAAGCUAAAGAAUAUAAUUUAAUAUUCUUCGAUUUUUGCCCAUUGGAUAAGAGAAAAAUGCCAAUGGAUGUUACAAUUUCGCCAUAUUUCUUGUAA
Messenger RNA from Trichomonas vaginalis G3, 933 nucleotides. Its product is annotated as serine threonine-protein phosphatase family. Lineage: Eukaryota; Parabasalia; Trichomonadida; Trichomonadidae. Gene Ontology annotation, cellular component: cytoplasm; nucleus. The transcript has a single exon. Gene Ontology annotation, molecular function: protein serine/threonine phosphatase activity. The coding region runs from base 1 to 933 and encodes 310 amino acids. The record is from RefSeq and is a predicted model, not a curated record. Gene Ontology annotation, biological process: peptidyl-serine dephosphorylation; double-strand break repair via homologous recombination.